This is a messenger RNA of Manihot esculenta (cassava), 1019 nucleotides long. RefSeq names its product non-specific lipid transfer protein GPI-anchored 6. The record is from RefSeq and is a predicted model, not a curated record. NCBI's taxonomy places the organism in Eukaryota, Viridiplantae, Streptophyta, Magnoliopsida, Malpighiales, Euphorbiaceae. Gene Ontology annotation, molecular function: lipid binding. The coding region runs from base 160 to 717 and encodes 185 amino acids. The transcript is spliced from 3 exons. Gene Ontology annotation, biological process: lipid transport.
CUCACUGCAGAUAAAACCCUUUUCUUUCUCCCUUUUAUGCCCUCUCUGCUCAUUCUCCAAAUCAAAACUAAACCACAACUGAAAGUAUAAAAAAACCCUAGUGGGUAUAUAUAUCAAUUUCUUCAUUGUUCUCUCUGUUUCUCUCACUUCUCUGCUUCAAUGGGCUCAAAAGCUUUGCUUCUGGCAACUGGGUUUAUGAUGGUACUUGGAGUUGCAAUCUCAGACACAGAGCAAGAUAAAACAGAAUGUGCAAACCAACUUGUGGGUCUAGCCACGUGUCUUCCUUACGUCGGAGGAACUGCUAAAACUCCAGCCUUGGAUUGCUGUACUGGGCUUAAGCAAGUGCUAGAGAAGAGCACCAAAUGCCUUUGUCUUCUAAUCAAAGAUCGUGAUGAUCCAAGUCUUGGUAUAAAAAUCAAUGCUACUCUUGCUGCUACUCUCCCCAGUGCCUGCAAAGCCCCUGCUAAUGUCACACAGUGCAUCGAUAUACUACACUUGGCUCCCAAUUCGACAGAUGCUAAGGUAUUUGCAGGAUUUGCCAAUAUCGCCAAAGGGAGUAACAGUUCAAGCACUGGAGCAAGUGGGAACUCUACUAAAAGUGGAUCAACUGCAGAGGAGAAGAGUGACGGAGGAAUGGGAAAGAGAUCUAAAUGGGUUGGAGUUGAGAUGAUGAUUUGUGGGUAUUUGCUAUGGGCCUUGACAGCUUUUGGCAUCUGAUGAUACGAGUGAGAUAAUCUGUGGUUUGUUUUACAAAAAUUGUACCUUUUUAAUCUGUUAGCACUGUUUCUAUCCUACAAUUCAGUUCCUUUUCCUUCUAGGUUGUUCUGUGUGAGAUUGCUUUUUGUCAUCAAUUUUUCUUUCUAUAGAACUUGUAUUUUCCCUGCCAUUAUACUUCCAACUGCAUUUGGGAAUUAGAGGGUCCCAUAGAAGUUAAUUCUGUGGGUGGGUUUCUAAAGGAGAAAUUCCCCAAUUUUUACCAGCUAACUAGUUAGUAAUAUUUUCAUAAUGGCUUCUCUCAA